This is a messenger RNA of Bactrocera dorsalis (oriental fruit fly), 4288 nucleotides long. It is a transcript of the gene GATAe, whose product is annotated as box A-binding factor. Gene Ontology annotation, biological process: negative regulation of transcription by RNA polymerase II; cell fate commitment; positive regulation of transcription by RNA polymerase II. The transcript has 7 exons. The record is from RefSeq and is a predicted model, not a curated record. Gene Ontology annotation, molecular function: RNA polymerase II cis-regulatory region sequence-specific DNA binding; zinc ion binding; DNA-binding transcription factor activity, RNA polymerase II-specific. The coding region runs from base 1461 to 3704 and encodes 747 amino acids. Lineage: Eukaryota; Metazoa; Arthropoda; Insecta; Diptera; Tephritidae.
GUACUCGUAUGAAAAUGUUUCUUUUGAAAAUAUGGAAAAUUUUAUUUAAAAAUAAUCUCCAACGAUUUAGUGUGAAAUUUAAAGUGAAACGAAUAUCUCAAACCACAUGAAAAUAAUAUAAAAAUUAAUGUAAAAAAUUUUAAAAAUAUGAAGCUAAAAAAUUGUUUAUUGCUAUAGUAAGGAAGUAAUUCUAAAGUAAGCUCAAAAUUGCUUAAAGAACUUUUAAUAACUAGUGGGAUUUGAUCAAAUCGUGUGAAAAUCACAAGCUGUAUCAUACAUUCAUAUGUAUAUAUUGAGCAAGCACUCAACUCAAUAUCGAUCGUGCUGUGUGAUCACAAUCGCGUGAAUGUCCGUUGUGAAAUGUGGAGUGUCAAAUUAAAUUGAAAUGGCUGACUUUUCUUGGAAUUAAUAAAAAAAUAAAUAUAAAAUACGAAAUGUGAAUUAAGUGGUUUCUUGCUUUUCAUUAUACUGCAUGACGUUAGUUCCAAUAUAUGCCUCGGCCAUUUUUUGACAGAUUGAGAUUUUGCAGAGAAAAAGUGUUGCAUUGUUGGUAAAAUUGAAAUAUCUAAUCAACGCGCUUUCAAUCGCCAUUGAUCACAUGUCGAGUGUAAUUUAUUUCAUUAUUUCGUACUCUUUAUUCUUAUCAGCCAGCUGCAGAGCAAGAAAAAACCUUUACAAUGAAAUGAGUUUUAUUAAUAAUUUAAUACAUACAUACAUCUAAGCAAAUAUUGAUGUAUUGUAACAGAUGAGGACAAAACUUGGCUCGAUUUAAUUUCUACUUCGAAAAAUCGGGUCUCAAAAACCAGUAUGCGUGCGGAGGCAGCUUAAAAAUGUAAACAUGCUUUCAACUACACAUGCGACAUGCAUGUGGCUAUGAGGCAUUUGGACUCGAACAGGUCGAAAAGUUUCUGGUACCGAAGGAAUAAUGAGGUUUACAAAAACAAUGCAUGCGCUUGUGAAAAAACGAAUACAUACUGUACAUACUGACGUGUGAAUAAACAAAAACAAUUGACGUAUGAGUAAAAACCAACAAACUGAACGCGCAUGCGCAAUGCGCAGAACACGCAUACUACCGCGCAUUUGCGCUUACGCUUGCACACCCGCGCACACAGACGCAACACACGAACGCUUAUCGCUGAUGCGACAACAAAGUUAACCAACAACCAACGACGAUAUCAGCGACAGUGGCGGCGGCGGCAGCGGCGGCGACGUCUAUCAAGCGAUAAGAUAAGGAACUCACACAUACACGCCAACUCACCUGGAGUGGUCUUUGUCGCAAAUAAAUCAUAAUUCACACAUGCACAACGCUCCAGCACAAACACUCGUGCAGCCGACACACACAAACAAACAAACAAACGUAAAUAAAUGUGUGGUUCAAGCGAGAAAUAUGCGGCUUCCCGCUACUCGACCGCAAUAUGUGUAGCAGUGUGCCUUUGCAACGUGUCCGGCGGUUCUAAGAGAUGGAAGCACAGGCACAGCAACAAUUGCCGCAACAGCAACAGGUACUGGCCAAACAAGCGCAACAACAAGCACAACAACAGGCGCAACAACAGGCGCAACAACAAGCACAACAGCAGCAGCAUUUAUUAUCGAACAUCAAAACGGAAGUGAAUAGCGGUGAUUCGCAGUUGCCAACUGUGACAACAACAACAUUGCAGGCACAAAAGACCGCUGCUGAGGAACAACAGCAAGUUGCGCAGGACUUGAAUCAAACACAAUCUGUACAGCAACAGCAAACAGCUGCACAACAACAACAACAUAUCUCUAGUCAAUCAAAGCCACUGACGCCUAAUCAAUCUCAAGAGCAAAAACAACAGUUACAGCAGCCACCGACAAGCGUGGCCACAUCGGCUGCAUCGAUUACCGGCGCUCAACCAACAUCUAGUGAGGAAUACAGCAUACCGCUACCGCGCAACACUCAACAGCGACGAAUAUUGACCACAGCGGGCACAUUUGAGGAAAACGACAAUCGUGACGCUGAUCAGCCCGACUCACAGUCCGAAUUUCAUCAUCAUCAAUCCCCCGCCAAUUAUGUGGUAAUGGCACCGCGCAAUGAAGAGCAUCCACCGCCCGGCACCGCCGUCUACACGUACACAACCACAGAGAAUGGUCAACAGAUUAUUUGCACCGAAACUGGUGCAGCCAUCAAACUCGAAGACAUCGAAAAGGAUCAACAGGCUGGUGCAGACGCACAACAACAUCAUCAGCAGCAAAUGCAGCAACAGCAACAACAACUUUGUACGCCACCAGGCAGUGGCUACGGUGAUACGAUUGUUGUAUCCGCCGCAGCAUUACACCAACAUCAAAAUCCACAUGGCGUCAUCAACGCCUCGACACACGGCGGACAUCCAGGAGCGCAACUGCGUUUCGAUCCCGACGAGCGCUACAGUAAUGUGCUACAGGACAAUGAAAACGUACAGACUAUCUAUUAUAAUCCCUCGGUGGUCGACUCAGGUGCACAUCCUGGUGAGUCAAAAACGUUUACAGAUCUUGGCAAUACCGAAUACUAUUCGAGUCCACCCACAUACGCAUUGCCACCGCCUAAUAAUGGUCUAUACAGUGUUUCGAGUUCGACGCAGUUGAUUUGUAAAUCCGAUCCAAAUUUAGGUGCCAUGCGACAGCCGGGACAAUUUCAGUCCUUAAUGGAAUCGGGCGUACAGGAGCAGUCGAUGUGGGCACCAUCAAGUGUCGAGUUCUCCGGAUAUAAUACAUAUCACCAUCAGGUAGUUGAUGACUACGGCACCGGCAAUAUGACCACGACCCACUGGCCAGGUACGGGACCAAUCACAGCUUACGAGGCAUCGCUUGUACCGACUGUCUACGAGUCACCCAAGUGUGAGAACUGUGGCGCGCUUUACAUGCGGAAAGGAAAUGAUUUUUACUGUCCUACGGGUUGUAAUCAAUUGCGACCGACCCAUGUGCGUGUACCGACACGUCAAACCAAACCGAAAAUACCAGCCAAUACCAAUAAUCGACGUACGGGCGUCACGUGCGCCAACUGCAACACUACGACGACAACGCUUUGGCGACGCAACAACGAAGGCAACCCUGUAUGCAACGCUUGCGGCCUGUACUUCAAACUGCACAAUACGAAUCGGCCGCAAUCAAUGAAGAAGGAUGGCAUACAGAAACGUAAACGUAAACCAAAGAAUAACGGUGGCAUGCCGUCCAUGAAACCACUACCAUUAAAUGACUACUCACACACAGCAUUGUCGGGCAUGACGCAGAAUGUGGCGCUGAUGGCACCUAACGGUACGAUUUACCCCUCGCAAGUGUCAGCCUUAAGCUUGCCGAUGAAUGGUGGUGUCGGCGCGGGUAUUAUUGGUGGUGGCCAACAAUCGUUGCCCGGUGAAAUACGCGAUAUGUCGAUAAAUGGUAAUGGCAGCAGUGCGUCAGCUGGCUCAGUACCCUCCGGUGGGGUUGGUGGCAGCGUUGUUGUGGCGAGUAGCGCGGGGAGCUCCGUAACCGCCACCGGACCACGCAACGUAUCGAUUGUACAACACGUGACUGGCGACAGUCACUCACCGUAUAGCAAUCCACCAUCGCAAAGUCAAUCACCGCACUUAUCCAAUCCAUCGCCGCUAAAUCGACAACCAAUCGCACAAAGUGUGCAACCCAUCGAAGCGACACGUGCAACAAAUGGUGAGAUACCGACCAGCGUCAUAACGCGCACUGGCCUACCCGAACGUUCCUCGAAUAAUUGAGCGGCAUGCAGCGCUCACAUGCAAGCCUUUUGAAUUUGCCAAUAAUAGAUAAACCAAAGCUUCUGUUGUACUUGAGUACGUGUAUUUUAUAAUUUAAAAAAUAUUAAUAUUUUUAAUAAUAAAUUUUGUUGUUAAAAAUUAAUUUUUCUUUCUUGGAAAUUUAUAGUUUUAGCUUAAAAAUACUUUUAGCACAAACAUGUAAAUAUAUUUAAGUGCCAAAAUUAUACUGACUAUAAGUAGAGGUGGAUCUACAUAAACCCAGCAAGGCUUACAAAUUUAUACCAUAUUAUAGAUUAAAAAAUUAAAUGCUAUUUGUGUGUAAGUACUUAAUCAUAAUUCAUUAUUAAAUUAAUUAAAUUUAGUUUGUUAAAGUAGUUCGUUUUAGAUAUGUGAAUAAAUAAAAAAAACAUAAAUAUUUUUUGAAAAUAUUUUAGUUUAAUUUAACUUGGCUUGGCUUAUGCCAACUCCCUAGCCCAGCAGCCACAUUUAACCUCACCUAAAUGAAAUGAAGUGUAGAUAACGUAAGAUAUAAACUGGAUAGCUAGCAGUAAAUAAGAGAUAUCUGUAACUAACACUCUAAAUUA